This is a messenger RNA of Pyrenophora tritici-repentis Pt-1C-BFP, 819 nucleotides long. RefSeq lists its product as uncharacterized. The record is from RefSeq and is a predicted model, not a curated record. NCBI's taxonomy places the organism in Eukaryota, Fungi, Ascomycota, Dothideomycetes, Pleosporales, Pleosporaceae.
AUGGCUUCGGGGCCCGCCAUGACGAGUAGCGCUAUCCUUCUGGAAGCUUCACCAAGUAGUCCCGUCUGCAAUGGCAUGGCGCAAGUCGUAGCUCACAGUAGCCACGCCAGCCCGCGAUAUGGCCAGCAGAACGCGCCUCAUGGCAAGAAGAGGCCUGCAGACAGCUCGCUGGAGCACGAGCAGAGGUUGAGCAAGCGAUUCGACCUGCUAAACUUGGUAGACAACAACGGCACACGCCUCUACAUACCCGUUCCAGGCUCUACAGAUGCGACACUACCCCGACCACCCGCCAGUCCAACCUCGGGACCCGACCCCCUCGCCUUCGUCGCAUCACGACACAGCAAGCGCGACCGACGACCCCACCACUCGCGCCCCCAGGAUGACGGCAUGGAAGUCGAAGACACACCUCACCGUGUCUACAUCUCCGACCUAAGCGCCGAGCUCUCCGACAUUGAAUCCGACGAGGAGAAUCCCAUAUUCCUCUCCGAUAUUGAGAAACAUCUAUCCAAGAUACCCCGACAUGUCCUCCUCGGCCCCGACCCCAAGCCCAACGAGCACAACCAGGUGGUGCUGUACAAUGUACCCACCAGCCUGACGGUGCCAGAGGCCCAGGAUAACGUGCGCAAGGCCAUCGUGGAAGCAAGACAGCGCAUCAGGGAUAAGCAAGCGAACCCCAUCUCGGAGCCUAUCAAGCUCGACUUUGGCGAAUCCAACAGCAGGAAUACUGGAGGCGCAAGUAGUGGUGCUGAACCUAUGAUGAGUGAUAUACCCCCGACGACGCCCAUGGAAGAAGACGGCGACGCCAUGGACAUCGAUUGA